Molecule: messenger RNA, 2856 nt
Organism: Branchiostoma floridae (Florida lancelet)
Lineage: Eukaryota; Metazoa; Chordata; Leptocardii; Amphioxiformes; Branchiostomatidae
Product: hypoxia-inducible factor 1-alpha-like
Biological process (GO): cellular response to hypoxia; regulation of transcription by RNA polymerase II
Cellular component (GO): cytoplasm; nucleus; transcription regulator complex
Molecular function (GO): protein dimerization activity; DNA-binding transcription factor activity, RNA polymerase II-specific; RNA polymerase II transcription regulatory region sequence-specific DNA binding
Source: RefSeq, a predicted model, not a curated record
UCUCCCUACUUCCAGUUCUGUGCGGUCGUAACCAGAGUUCGCAGCGUAGCACCAGGGGCUGAUCUGUGUAACGUCCUCGGCAGUGUACUGAGACUACAUAGGCAGACCCUUCACGAAAACUUUCCCUGCGUUUUGCAGAAACUACAGAACACCUUUUGUGGGAAAUGAUGGCGACGCUGUGCAGACCAAAGCGAAGGAAUUCGGAGAAGCGGAAGGAGAAGUCCCGCGAUGCGGCGAGAGUUCGGCGCUCGAAGGAGACGGAGAUUUUCUAUGACCUUGCCCACCAGCUACCUUUAGCGCACAGCAAGAGUGCCCAGCUUGACAAAGCCUCCAUAAUGAGGCUGGCAAUCAGUUACCUGAAGACAAGGAUGAUCUUUGCAGACACAGAGGUCGUAAAGGUGGAAUCGUCCACAGACCAACAAAUGAGCGACCAGUACCUGAAGGCGAUGGAGGGAUUUGUGCUGAGCCUUUCUGAUGAAGGUGACAUCCUCUACCUCUCAGAAAAUGUUUGCAAAUACCUAGGCCUGACACAGUUGGAGCUGACCGGGCACAGUAUCUUUGACUUCACCCACCCUUGUGAUCACGAAGAGAUUAGGGACGUCCUGUGUACCAAAAAUGGGUACACUAAAAACAAGGCCUGUUCCUUCUUCAUGCGGAUGAAAUGCACACUCACCAGCAAGGGUAGGAACGUCAACCUCAAGUCAGCCACUUACAAAGUGAUCCACUGCCAGGGCUACCUCAGGUCUUAUAACAACAGCCAAGUCAACUCCUUGGGGUGCAAGGAGCCACCACUGCUGUGCCUUGUGGCUAUUGGAGAGCCCAUCCCCCACCCCUCAAACAUUGAGUUCCCGCUCGACUGCAAGACCUUCCUGAGCCGACACAGCAUGGACAUGAAGUUCACUUACUGUGACGAAAGGCAUAGAUGCUUGUAUCAGAAGGGACAGGUGACAACGGGACAGUACCGUCUGUUGGCACGACGGAGCGGUUACGCGUGGGUGGAGACCCAGGCCACCAUUAUCUACAACAACAGAACAGAGAAACCACAGUGCAUCGUGUGUGUCAACUAUGUCAUCAGUGACAUCGAGGAAGAGGAGAAUGUGUUGUCCAGUGAACAAGCUAGCCAGAAGAAAUUCCCCAAGGUGGAGAAGAUUGAGGAGGAGCCUCAGCCCAGCAGUCUGCCCAGCUUUGCCCAGGCCACAGACACCAUCUUCAGCAAGAAAACUCCAGACAUGGAGCCUGGCUUCUUCUGGGACGGCGAGCAAGCUCUGCGUGACAGCCCGGAGGAUCUGACACGAGUGGCGCCGGCAGCGGGAGACGCCAUGAUCCCGCUGGGCUUCCCGUCAGCAGAUGUGCUGUUCGGCUCCAGCCUACCCGACACUUCUCUGGACCCUGGCUUCGGACAAGAAGACCUGUUCGGCAGCCAGCAGUCGUCCCAGUACUGUGACUUCAGUUCUUCUGAUAAGGACACCUUCAGUCUCCUGCGGGACCCCAAACCACUCCUGUCCCCCUUCAGCUCCUCAGAUAGCAGUCCCCCUCCUGCGCUCACACCUGUGUUAACGCCGUUGAGUGACGACACAGAAACUGAAGUCCAACAGAUUCCCAACAGCGACUUGGACUUCAUGGACCAACUGAUGGGUCUCCGAACAACCAGUGACAGCAACCUCGCUGAGAUCCAGCAGCAGGACACUGCCCAGGGAACAAGAUCAGUGGCCACCAAGCAGCAGCAGGACAGUGCUCUGGGAAUGAGAGCAAGCAGCACCCCAGACCUGACGGCCAUCAACCCCAGCCUGGCAUUGGACACAGGGCAGCCUAUCCAGAACAACAUACGCACCACGGCAGCUGGUAAACUGACUAAGCGACCACUGACAGCUGAAGAACUGAGUUAUCGAGCUCCCUACAUCCCAGCCUACCAGAUGCCGUUGAACCCUCCCAACAACGCCGUUCUGGCAUCGCUUCUCGAGACAGACAGGAGACAGUCAGUCACAUCGUCCAGAUCAUACAACAAUCCAUAUGCCAACAUGACGCCAAGAAAGACACAACAUGCGGUGCCAAAUAAGGACAGCUGCUGCGGUGCGCAGGAGCUUCCGUUUGCAGCGUAUGCAUCCCCGCAGAUGAUGACCAUGAAUGGAAAACACCUCCGAGUGGCAAAGGUCUCCCCCAUGAGCCAGCCAAUACAAACAGACGGUGGAGGCAGCGUUACGGGCCAACAGAUAAACAGAAAAACAUUGGGCAUGACAAGACCAGACGCCAGAGGUGGCACACACACGCCAGGCAAGCAUGGCCCCAUCGGUAAACUGACGUUCGCACUGGGCAGUAAGAGGAAGAAACUGGACGAAGACAUCAAGUCAGCGUCCCCACAGAAGAUGAUACAACAGCCUGACAGAGGGGAGAAAACUGAAGGGUUCACCGACCAGCCUCCUGCUAAAAAGGCCAGAGUCAAGCCACCCAACCCACCUGGCAAAGGUGGCAACAGUAUCCUGAUGAGUCUCCUCUCUCCGUCUGAUGACGUCAGUCAAACGUGUACCUACAGGGGACCUAGUCCAGACCAGUCACAGCAUACCAGCGGAGGUUCUGCUAACAAGAUCGACGUCUACAAACUGCUGAACUUCGACGACUUUGACCUGGAUGAUGAUUUCCUGCCUCCGUUAACACGAGCAGACGUGGAGGUGAACGCCCCCAUACAGACCUACAAGCUACUGCAGGGCAACGACCUGAUGUCUGCUCUCGACCAAUCAGCAGCCCUCUUCUGAUCAGCUGACUUGAUGCUUGGGACUGCUGUUGGAGUUCCAUCUCCACUUAAGUCUUUAUUGAUUUGAAUAUCUUGCUCACAAUUGUACAUUACACACAAAUCCAUUA